AUGCCAAGUAAAACUCCUGUUUCUUUAUUACAAGAAAUGCUUAGCAGACAAGGAACAACUCCUAAAUAUGAAUUAGUUCAAAUUGAAGGUGCAAUUCAUGAGCCGACUUUUCGUUAUAGAGUUACUGUUGCUGAUAAUGUCGCCAUUGGCACUGGAAGGUCAAAAAAAGUAGCCAAACACACGGCAGCUAAAAAUUUAUUAGAUAAAUUAAAUGGUAAAGCAGCCUGCGAAGAAUUCAAUAUAUCACCUAUUGAAACAGGUAGAGGUUCACCCAAUCAAGUCAUUAAUUCAUUUGAUAAGAUAUCUGGAAAUCCAAUAGGCACAUUACAGGAAAUGUGUAUCUGUCAUCGAUGGCCUCCUCCAGUUUAUGAAAUGACAUGCGAAGAGGGUCUUCCACAUGAAAGACAAUUCACAAUGGCGUGUAUUGUUUUUAAAUAUCGUGAAGUAGGUUCUGGAAAAUCUAAAAAAUUAGCAAAACGUCAAGCAGCUCAUAAAAUGUGGGAAAAAUUACAACAGUGUUCUCCCUUGCCACAAUUAGGAUAUCAAGAUGAAGUGGGGGGUUAUAACGUCGAUUCAAUGUCUAAUAGAUUUGCUGAUGUUAAAAAUAGUAAAAUAUCAACGUUGACAAAUCCUCACGGUCAUAAAGUUUCAAUGUUUCAUAAAAAUUUAAAACAAAGCAAUGGACCCGUUUUAAAUAAGCUACAGAUUUUUUCUUCUGUUGAUAAAAAUAAUUUCGAUCCGAUUGCUUUUUUACAAGAAAUAGCCACCGAACAACAUUUCGAAGUGACUUACGUUAACAUUGAAGAAACAACUGUUUCCGGUAAAUGCCAGUGUUUGGUACAAUUAUCCGUUUUACCUGUGGCCGUUUGUCACGGUACGGGUUCGACAUCGAGUGAAGCCCAAUCGGAUUCCGCAUUAAACGCUUUAGAAUAUUUAAAAAUUAUGACGAAAAAGUGA
Molecule: messenger RNA, 957 nt
Organism: Pediculus humanus corporis (human body louse)
Lineage: Eukaryota; Metazoa; Arthropoda; Insecta; Psocodea; Pediculidae
Product: tar RNA binding protein, putative
Exons: 6
Coding region: 1-957 (318 amino acids)
Source: RefSeq, a predicted model, not a curated record